AUGAGAGGCCAUCAAAACGGGCCCGUCAAGCUUGUGAGCCUUGCCGCGUGCUUGGCCGACGCAUCUGACCCUUCUAGCCGGAAAAAGUCGCGUUGCCCUGGAGAGAAGCCUACUUGCUCAUAUUGCGAACGCUUGGGUCAAAGAUGUGUCUAUGCUGGGAGCGAGCCCGUAGAUGAAGGAUCAGGGCAUUCCAAGAAGAUGAUGGAACAACGCAUUUCUGGAAUCGAGGGCAAGCUGGAACAGUUAAUGAAUUACAUCACGUAUCAACUGAUUGACACCACAGGCGCCCUGCUUCUACCGCUCCUUUUUCGCCGACGGUCCCUGGUGAUCACUCUACAAUCCGUGCGAUUCCGCCCGAAAAGGACUUCAGAUGCUCAGCUUUAUCUGACAUUCUGUAACUCACAGCCCCUUCUGCUAUUUCCUUACCGAUCUUCUCUGGCUUCUUUAGGGGCACGAGAUCCUGAAAUUCUACUAGCCAUGGAAGCCAUGGGUGCUCGAUUUAGAGACCAGGGAGUUCAGGAUAAUGAUAUUCAUGGAGAGAUUAGGAGUAAAACAGAAAGGGCUUGUCAGAUAGUAAUGAUGCGGAUAGGAUCAGGUACGGUGGAAUUAUCAACAUUGCAGACUUUGUGCAUCCUCAGCAUGCUGGAAUUCACUGCGGGUCAUAUCAUCCGCGCUGGGUCUUAUACAAGACUUGCUACCUACUUCAUGCAAAAUCUCAGAGUAGAUAGUCUCGAUUCUUUGAGCAAUUUGGAGACCGAACGCGAUGAGCGCAAGCUGUGCUACACAAGUCUUAUCAUCCUUCGGAAUAUUCAAGGGUCAUUACAGUCGACCCAUUGGGGAGAAAGUUUAGACCCACUCAAAGAGCCUGGGGAACUAAACUUCCCAAUGGGACUAAGAUCAUCCAGUCAAGAUGUUGCCCGAGGUAGUGGCAGCGACACUAAACCAGAUAUUGGAAUCAAUGGUUCCAGUAUUUACACAAGUGAACUAUGGGCCAUGGCGUGCAAAUAUGCCUCCAGUCAUGUGGGAGUUGAUGCUCAUUCACCAUGGUCACCUAGAUCCGAUUACAGUAUGAUCAAUUUUCGCCAUUGUGAGCACGAGAGCCUGAUGCCACUGAGAUUUCGACUUCAUGCAAGUCGUUUCCAAGAUUAUCCAUCCGCCGAGCUUCAAGCUCAUCGCGACUACUGGGGACCAUGGCUGUUUUACCAGAUGGUGUGGCAUGCGGUCCCUUGUUUAGUCAAUCAUCCAUUCCUCCUUUCUAUGCGACUUCGAAACUUCCGAAGGACCAUGCCGCAGUCGUUUCUUCGCAAUUCUUUCGAGCAGCUUACUUUCCAUUCGGGCUGGAUGGUUCACUUUAUCGAUCUUACAGACGCCAAGAAAUUCGAAAUAUCUGAUCCAACCAUAGGACAUUGUGUAGCAAUCGUUGCUACGAUUUAUCUUCAGCAUAGCUUUGUCGAAGAUGAAGGCUUCAACAGAAAGGCGCGAACAGGAUUUGAGAAAUGCCUUCGAUUUCUGCGCAACAUGGGCCGGCGGUGGCCACACAUUGAUCGCCAGGUUGCACAACUCGAGCAGCUUCGGGAUAGUGUUUCCCCCGGGGGCUAA
Penicillium soppii is the source of this 1599-nucleotide messenger RNA. RefSeq names its product Zn(II)2Cys6 transcription factor. The record is from RefSeq and is a predicted model, not a curated record. Lineage: Eukaryota; Fungi; Ascomycota; Eurotiomycetes; Eurotiales; Aspergillaceae. The coding region runs from base 1 to 1599 and encodes 532 amino acids. Gene Ontology annotation, molecular function: DNA-binding transcription factor activity, RNA polymerase II-specific; zinc ion binding. Gene Ontology annotation, biological process: regulation of DNA-templated transcription. Gene Ontology annotation, cellular component: nucleus. The transcript is spliced from 7 exons.